CUACACCUUUACUUUGUUUUUGAUAAAACCGUUAAAUAAUUGCACAAGAACUUACUGGAUCUUAUCUUGUCAUUUAUCCAUUGGAUCUUCUUGAUAAAUACUGCAUCUCACGUGUUUAAUUGCUGUGUUUUGGUCAUUAAAUUCUUGUGUUAAACCGAAUAAGAUUCUUAUGAGAAAAUCUUGUGGUUUUGUGUCUUUGAUAAGUUUCAGAGUUGGCAUUGAAUAUUUAUGAUCAAUAAACAUCUAGCAGCACUGCUCUUUUAAAGCUUAAAAUUAUUAAGAAUUUUACGUAUCUUUUGAAGCUUUAAACUGCUUUAAACGUGCAUUAGGAGCAAUGCUUAAAGCAUACUCAUCAAAAAUCGUGAACGAAAACUGUUGUAAGGUUUUGAAACAUUUAAAUUUGGAAAGUUCGUUGAAAAUGAGCAAAUGUCUUCUUUGUUUAUUUUGAAAAAAAUCCUCGUGUAAAUCAUAAAAAUUAUUAAAAGUCAUUAAAAGCAUAGUUAAUUUAUUUUAUAAAUAGAGAAAAUACAAUAAACAUUAACAAGAGCAAAAAAAGAUUUAUAAUUCAAUGAUCGCAAAACCAAAACAAUCGCAAAAUCAUCAAAAUAGUCGUAAAAGUAUUUUUUGUAAACAUUUGUGUUAUAUUUUGUAUAAAGAUUAAGCUCGCUAGAACAUCAAUUAAGUAGAGCGCAGCAUCAGAAUAUGAAGACAAGUCAAGCCUUAGCGUAUGCCUUUAGAUUGAACUACAGUCAGAUCACUUCUGAAGUGAAUGGACCUGUUCGACAGAUCGCAAAAAGCGGUCACACUGGAUUGUCAGCUGCAUUAUUGGCUGCAAUCGGUUUAGGGCUGAGCUCAUUCUCAGUUAAACAAAUGGUAACGAAAUCAACACGGAAAUUUUAAGCUUGCACCAAGAAUUUCUCAUUAAAUAAAAUAAUUGAAAAUUAUUUAAGACGUAGAGAGGAUGUCAUGGAUGUGAUGGAUGUGAAUUAGAUAUCAAAUUCCUAGGAUAAUUUUAUGUUUAAUUUAUGCUUUCAAGAUCAGUAAUUAUGUAUUGACGUUAAUUCACUCCUCAUUUUGUGAUUCUAAUCUCAUCGAUUAAUACGAGUAUCAAUGCAAAAAAAGCUCCUUUUAGGUUUUAAUUACAUUGAUAAAGAUUUUAGUGGCACUUUUAGGGUAGAGGCUUGAAAACAAAAAGAAUAGUAAAAGAUAUAAUUUGUGAAGUGCAAAUGAGAUGAUAUUUUAUUUUACAUUUUUAUGAGAAUCAAUAAUUUUUUUGUGUCAAUUUUUUAAGCUUAAUUAAUUAGCCUUUUGGAAAUUAUAAUAAAAUAUGCCAUUUGUGCAUCAUUUUUAUUCAAAACUAACGCAAA
Molecule: messenger RNA, 1367 nt
Organism: Chironomus riparius
Lineage: Eukaryota; Metazoa; Arthropoda; Insecta; Diptera; Chironomidae
Source: the annotation of a GenBank genome assembly